AUGGAUAUAGUCACUAUUAAGUAUUCAGAGAUUGAGCGCUGCAAUGAUAUUAAAACUAAGGAACCAUUUACAUUUAUUAUAAAUGGCAAAAGAAUAGAAUUAUCAAAGUAUAUUUCAAUAAUGAUUUCAGAUUUAGUACAUGAUGAAUAUUUACGCGACAGCUCAGUCAAAUCAGUCAAUAAAUGUUUAAAUCUAUCAUGCAACAAUACCAUAGACGUAAUAUCUGAGUUUUUCAAAACCGGAAUUCUCAGAUACGAGAACAAACAAGAACUUUAUAGAGAUAUAAUCGAAGUAGCCAAAACUUUUCGUAUUAGAUUCUUGACUGAUAAGUUUUGUGAGUUUGUUAUGUCGACUUACAAGGAAAUUAAUGAGGAAAACUUUAUUGACAUAUAUGAUUGUUCUGCAAUACAAAAUAACGAAAAUAAGAUGAAUGAGUGUAUUUCAUUCUUCGCAUCACGAAUGUUUGAUCUCAAAGAAGAAUAUAAAAUCAAAACUAUAAAAAGAUGUGGAUACGACUUUUUUGAGAGAGUUUUGACUUCAAAAUCUCUCAAAAUUGCUAAUGAAGAUUCAUUAGUUAACACAAUUAUGUCAUUGAGCGAAUAUGAUAAUUCAUUCUUUUCUCUUCUUAUGCACGUGAGAGUAGAAUAUUGCAAUAAUGAUGCUAUCAAAUCAAUCAAGAAUUUUUCAGUAAAACAUAAUUUAGAGUCUAUCUCAAACGAGGUAUUCGAACGCGCCCUUUUAAAUCGUUCACAAAUUCAUCAUAAACUCCAGCAUUCUGGUGCCAGCUAUUUUGCUUUGGAUGCUUAUCCUAGUAAAUUAAAAUAUUCGAAUAUCGAAGAACUUCAUCAUAUUGAUAAAUCCCAUGAAAACAUGAGAAAAUUACGAAGCUUGAGAAAGUCAAAAGACGAUUUCAAACAAAUUUAUGAAGCUCUUAAAAAUGCUUCAGAUGAAGGAGAUCUUUCAACUAUCAAAUUUGCGGUUGAUGAAAAAUACACUGAUGUUCGUGAUGCAGAAAACAAAAAUAUGAUACUUGAAGCAGCAUGGAAUAAUAAUUUAACUCUUUUAAAACAUUUGUUGAUCUGUGGUGCUGAUAUUAAAAGUAGAUCUCAUAGUAAUAGAACAGUUCUUCAUUAUUUUUGCCAAAUGGGAAAUCUAGAAGGUAUUAAAUAUGUCCUCAACUAUAUAGAUAUCAACGUUAAAAAUGAUAAAAAUUACACACCUCUAAAUGAUGCGAUUGAAAACUCAAUAGGAAACUGUGAAGAAAUCUGUGAAUAUCUUAGUUCACAACCAAAUAUAGAUAAAAGUAGUAAAAAUAGUGAUAAUGAAACUCCUCUUCAAUGUGCAGUUCGUCUUGGAAAACAAAAAAUUGCUGAAAUUCUUCAGAGAAAUGGAUUUACUGAAUAG
Trichomonas vaginalis G3 is the source of this 1404-nucleotide messenger RNA. Its product is annotated as spectrin binding. The transcript has a single exon. The record is from RefSeq and is a predicted model, not a curated record. Lineage: Eukaryota; Parabasalia; Trichomonadida; Trichomonadidae. Gene Ontology annotation, molecular function: transcription factor binding. Gene Ontology annotation, biological process: regulation of transcription by RNA polymerase II. The coding region runs from base 1 to 1404 and encodes 467 amino acids.